AUGUGUGACACCAGCUGCUCCUCAGGCUGCCAGUCAGCAUGCUGUGUGCCCAGACCCUGCCAGGCAUCUUGCUGUGUGCCUGUGAGCUGCAGGCCCACUGUGUGUUUGCCCAUGAGCUGCCAGUACUCCGUGAGCUACAGGCCUGCUGUGUGUGUGACACCUUCCUGCCAGUCCUCCAUGAGCUGCAGGCCUGUUGUGUGUGUGCCUGUGAGCUGUCAGUCCUCCAUGAACUGCAGGCCAGCUGUGUAUGUGCCCAUGAGCUGCCAGUCCUCUGUGAGUUGCAGGCCAGCUGUGUGUGUGGCCCCCUCCUACCAGUCCUCCAUGAGCUGUAGGCCUGCUAUGUGUGUGCCUGUGAGCUGUCAGCCAGCUGUGUGUAUGGCCCCCUCCUGCCAGUCCUCCAGGUGCUGCCAGACCUCCUGCCCCACCCUGGUCUUCAGACCUGUCUCCUGUGGCUCCCCUUCCUGCUGCUGA
Messenger RNA from Cynocephalus volans (Philippine flying lemur), 471 nucleotides. RefSeq names its product keratin-associated protein 12-1-like. Gene Ontology annotation, cellular component: keratin filament. Bases 1 to 471 code for a protein of 156 amino acids. The record is from RefSeq and is a predicted model, not a curated record. The transcript has 2 exons. Lineage: Eukaryota; Metazoa; Chordata; Mammalia; Dermoptera; Cynocephalidae.